AUCCUAUUGAUAGUGAAAAUGCAUUAGAUACAAAGGCUAAUAUAGUAGAUAAAAAUAAUGAUAAAAGUGAUUUUGAUGAUGAUAUUGAAGAAUCACAAAUUCAAGAUCGAUUAGAUAAUGAUUAG
This is a messenger RNA of Funneliformis mosseae, 125 nucleotides long. The record is from the annotation of a GenBank genome assembly. NCBI's taxonomy places the organism in Eukaryota, Fungi, Glomeromycota, Glomeromycetes, Glomerales, Glomeraceae.